Mollisia scopiformis is the source of this 669-nucleotide messenger RNA. RefSeq lists its product as uncharacterized. The coding region runs from base 1 to 669 and encodes 222 amino acids. The transcript has a single exon. NCBI's taxonomy places the organism in Eukaryota, Fungi, Ascomycota, Leotiomycetes, Helotiales, Mollisiaceae. The record is from RefSeq and is a predicted model, not a curated record.
AUGCCACCAAAGACAAAAGCUCCCGCUACCGGGGUAGAGAAGUAUAACCUCCAACUGCCCAUGCAUCUCCAACUCCUCUACUCCAUAAUCCUCGAAGUAGGUCUCCCAACCGGAACUGAAGCCUGGGACCGAAUCGCAUCUCGAAUCCCCGUUGGAGAAGACGGAAAGGAUGUCCCUGGCACAGCUAUCAAGAAGAGAUGGCAUCGCUUGGAGACCAAUUUGGAUAAGGGAGAGUUGUUCGGAGAGGAUCAUAAGGAUAUUUUGGCUGAAAGCAAGACGAAGGUUGUCAAGGAAGUGAAGAAGGUCGCGGUUAAGGAGAAGAAGGUGGCUAAGGGUAAAGGCAAGGGGAAGGAGAAAGCGCAGAAGGUGGUUGAGGAAAUUGAAGAUGAGGAACAGGAUGGUGAUGAAGUGCCUGAAGCAAGUUCAAGCAAGGUUGCUGUGGAAGAUGAGGAAAUGAAGGAGCCACCUGCAAAGAAGGCGAAGGUUGAGAAAUCGAAGAAGGAGCCGAAGAAGCUCAAGGUGGUAAAAUCACAGGAGUUGAAGAAAGUUGUUGAGAAUGAAGUUGAGGAACAACAAAUUGAGGAGACUGAAAUGGAUGAGAUAGAGAUCGAGGAGGAUGUCCACCCAGAGGUCAUGGAAAUGGAAGCUGAAGCGGGUCAUGAAGUAUGA